Molecule: messenger RNA, 657 nt
Organism: Coniophora puteana RWD-64-598 SS2
Lineage: Eukaryota; Fungi; Basidiomycota; Agaricomycetes; Boletales; Coniophoraceae
Exons: 3
Coding region: 1-657 (218 amino acids)
Biological process (GO): protein phosphorylation
Molecular function (GO): ATP binding; protein kinase activity
Source: RefSeq, a predicted model, not a curated record
AUGUUCUUUCGAACCUGCACACGAGCUGAAUGCGAUCUUCCGUCCCUUGCCUUUCAACUAUCCCCUGUCUUUGGAAGUCAUAACAAUGCGAGCAGCUUCUUCUCACAGAAGGGCCAGAACGCACAAACAUUAGUGGAUAUCCUACAAGCUAUCCUCAUGCGUUCCAAGAUCGAUGCGAGAUCACAACGCAUGGCUCGUUACGCAAUGAUACACCUCGCUGCAAAUUCAAGCCGUUACCCGCAAUGUUUAAAUUUACGCAAUGUCACUUGGGGAACAAGUCGAAUGUUUGCACGUGGUAAAUUUGCAGAUAUCUACAAAGGAAACAUCAAAGCAAAGCCAGAUGUACAGCUCGCUGUCAAAGUCUUCCGCAUGCACCAGACUUUUGGCUUCGAAAAGCCUCUAAAGUACCUUGCAAGAGAAGCCACAGUGUGGGGCCAGCUUCGACAUCCCAACAUUCUUCCAUUUUAUGGUGUAUUGCAACAAGGAGCAACAUUGAGCCUCGCUUCUCCGUAUCUCAAAUAUGGACAAGUUCGCCACUAUCUUGAAAUACAUCCCAGUACCAACAGGGCGCUGUUGGUGCGAGCUUUCGCUUCUCGUUUUGAUGCGGUAUAUGUGUCCUUACUUUGCUCUAGGCGUUGGAUGUUGCGCAAGCGUUAG